AGUUAUUCUGGUUGUCUAAUGGCGUCUGUUUAAGUUGUGAGUGUCGUAAUAAAAUUUUAGUUUUGAGUGAAAUUUUGUUAUUUUUUGCCGUGUGUGCUUUAGUUUCGAAGUUAAGUUUCCACCCGAAAUGAGCUACCUUCAGGUUGCGGAAGAUGAAGGCGACGAGCCGAUAGAGUUACCAACAGAAGAUGAUAAUACUCUAUUAUUAUCUACUUUAGCAGCCCAGUAUCCUGGAACGUGUGGUCUGCGGUAUCGCAACCCAGAAUCUAAAGCUAUGAGAGGUAUUCGAUUAGCUGAUGGAAGACUUCACCCUCCAGAAAAUGGCUGGGGAAAUUGUGUUUACUACUGUGUCUUUCCGAAAGAAAACAAGAGGAAGUCCGAUGACAAUUUGGAGAACUCCACAGCAAAAACCAAACGAAUAGAAACAAAGUUGAAGUGCUCAGACCUGAUAGUGCUUGGGUUGCCGUACAAAACGACUGAGCAGCAACUCAGAGAGUACUUCGAAGCAUUUGGUGAAGUUAUUAUGGUACAGAUAAAGAAAGACCCAAAAACUGGCCAGUCUAAAGGUUUUGGAUUCAUUCGGUUUGGAAGCUACGAAUCUCAGUUGCGAGUGUUGUCUCAGAGGCACACCAUUGAUGGACGUUGGUGUGAUGUCAAGAUUCCUAACUCAAAGGAAGGACAGAUGACCCAGGUGCCCUGCAAAGUGUUUGUUGGCCGCUGCACCGAGGACAUACAAGCAGACGACUUGCGAGAUUACUUCUCGGCCUUCGGAGAGGUAACGGACGUGUUCAUUCCGAAGCCAUUCAGAGCGUUUGCCUUUGUGACGUUCCUGGAUCCGGAGAUAGCACAGAACCUGUGCGGGGAGGACCACAUCAUCAAGGGGGUUUCCGUUCACGUGAGCAACGCGGCACCCAAGUCGGACCCGAACGGGCGCUUGCAAGGGGGCGGGGUGACGAGCUACCGCGGCUCCAUGGUCCGGGACAACACGAACCUGUCGGGCCCCCACGGCAACAUGCCGUACCAGCAGCAGGGCAGCGGGGGGUGGAACCAGGGCAGUCGGAACAACAUCGACAUGCCCAACCUGCAGGCCCUGGGGAUCACAGGCCAGGGCGGGGGAGGGGACGGCCAGAACCCCCUCAACAUGGGUGCUCCCCUCAACCUAGGGGCGGUGCCCAUGAACACUGCGCUGAUGGCUGCUGCCCUCAACCAGGCGGGCUGGAGCCUGGUGGGGGGGCUGCAGGGCAACCAGGGGCCGGGCCAGGGGUUCGCCAACCAGAGCAAUGCCUCGGGGUACGGGGGGCCCCAGCAAGGGGGUGGCGGCCCCUCCCAGGGGGGACCCAACGCGGCCCAGGGAGGGGGUGGCAUCCUCAACUGGAGCGGUAACCGUGGCAGCGGGAACGGGAACGGGCAGGGCGGGGCCCCCCAGCAGCAGGGCUCGUGGCCCCAGCGAGGGCCCAAGCCUGAGAACUACCUGUCUUAAGCCGCACGGCGUCCCAGACGAGAACAAGCAUGCAUCUAGGAACUACUUUUUGGAACUUCAAACAAAUAUGUGGUUAAACUGGAAAAUUCUUGCAGUCUUGACGAAACCUGUCGAAGGUGAUUGUUAUCUACAGUUUUCGCGUGUCAUUGGUAACUCGAUGCUGUCGGUAGCUUAGUACACAUUUCUUUUUGGGGAAUGGAAAAAUCAUAUAAUUUUUUUAUGAAACUUUAUUGUUUCCGUAUGAGCAUCAGUAAUGCAACUCAUGUAAAUAAUGUCACAUGAGAGAGAGAGUGUGUGUUUUUCACCCUGUUAAGUGUUAAUGCUUCUGUGUGCCCGAGAGAGGAUCAUGAGAGUCUUACGUGCUGUGGAGUGACAAUCUGGGUGUGGCCAGUCUGAGUGGUGUAUGUGUAAUGGUUUCAACACUACCAAACUGAACAAAAUAUUUCACUGCAGGUGCUUUGUGAAUUUAAAAAAAAAAUUGUAAGAGAGAAAUUAUUAUGUACGUUUUCACAUAUUAACAAUUAAUUACAUAUUCUUUUGAAAUUUAAAAAAAAAGUUAAUUUAGAUCCUUUUUAAGUGACACUUUUAAUAGGCAUAAUUUUGUUUUUAUUUUAAAAAUUUUUUAGCUAUUAUCUAUAAUGCAUUACAUUUUAAUAAUUUUUUUAUUAUUUAUCUGACAAUCAUAUUUUACUUCCAGUCUUAAAAUAAAUAAUUUAAUUUUAGAAAAUAGGCCAUAUUAAUUUAAUUUAAUUUUGUUUGUUUCUGUAGUGGAGUGUGUGUGUUAUGUUUGUAGUGUGUAAGCUCAUAAAUUUAGUUUGGUAUUGUUAUAAAGGAAAACAUGAAAAUACUAAAUAGGAAAGAGUUACUCAAUUUUAUUAACUGACAACCUUUUGCUUAAAUUGUCUUACCUGGCUAUGCAUGCCAGAAAUUUCAUGAAACUUAACUUAUUCUCUUAAUUUACAUCACACACACAUAUGCAUGCUUUUUUUUUCCCUUUAAAUCCACAGAAUGCUACUACAGUAGCAAUUUUUAAACUUUUACUCUUUCUUUCAUUCAUCUGUUUUGAUUACAACUCUUAAAAACUUCUUUAAAAAUAUCCGUUCCUAUGGUUAAAAAUGUUAAGGAAUUUUUUUUUCCUCUCAUUAUGAAGGCACUUUUAUUUUGUGGUGGAGAACAAUUUGGUAGUGUGAAACAAGGCGUGAAAUCAUAAAUAAUUUAAAGUUGGAUGUGGGAAUGGGAAUUGUAUAUUUGGCACUUCAAUAUUAUGUUUGGUUUAUUAAUGGAUGUUUGCUGUGUUGGAUAUUUGUUUCAUUUUGUGUGAUUGAUUUAUAAAUUUAAUUUUGGAAAUUGUCACACUAAUAGAUAUUUCGGAGGUAUAACAGUAUAAUAUAAAUUUUUUAUUCACGAAACUGAGGUUUUUGGAAAUUGUUCCACAGAUUUGAUGUCUUGAUCAUUUCUUUUUUUACAUAUAUGGUAAACUGAAUUAUUUUAAUGUGUUUCUAUUAUAUUCACCAUUUUUCACUUCAUGUGAAGUAAAAAAAAAAAAAACAUGUAGUCCCUCUCUUGUAAAAAUGAUGCUGUUUAGACGUAUUUUGAAAAUAUGACAGUGCAUGUUGAGUUUGAGUAUCCUAGAUGCAUGUUGGAGAAAGUUGACAAGAGUGAUCAAAGACACAAAUGUUUGAAAUGAAAUCCAUGCAAUGUGUGUGUUAUUCAGUGUGUUUGUUAGAAGUGUACAGUUCCAGUGUAAACAUAUAGCUCAUAGUUUGAUGAGGUUAUGAUUUCAAAAUAUUGUGACACAGUCUAUACUUAUUAUAAUGUUAUAAUUAUUAUUUGAGCUUGUUGUUAAAUGUGUGUUCUUAACAGGUGUGUGGUUUGAGUUGUUUGGAUUUCAACUGUGUAAGUCUGUAACAUUUGUAGAAUCUAUUGAUGUAGUUCCAUAUUCAAUAUUGAAGAAUGUUAAUAAAUCUGUUAUUAGUACAUGUAUAUCGUUAGAGGUUGGGCUUAGCGAAGACUCCGUUGGUUGAACACGGGUGUGAUUGAACCUGCUGUAUGAUAGACAGAAUGUGUACACUUUGCAUUAUUACAGUAAGAAAUAAAUACACCUCAUUUGAUGUAUGAAAUGUGAAGUAGGGAUGUGUGAGGCAGGAUUCCAUUUAAAGAUUUGUAAUGUAGUUUUGGGCAAAAAAAAUUAUGGCUCAUAAUUCUGAAAUGUUUCUAUAAAAUUGAAGAUGCUAAAAUUUGAUUUCUGAGAGUUGAACCUGAUGUUUUUAAUUUUGAGUAGCAUUUGAUCUUGCCACGCACACCUGCCAGUGUCUGAGAAAGUUGUGUUGUCAUGAACUGAGUAGUUGUAAUUGUGUCUGAGAGUGGUAGCCAGUGGAAGUGUUAACUACGUAUUCUUUAGUUUGUAACGUGUGAAUCAUUACAAAUGUAUACGUGUGCUUGGAAAAUGGAAGUGAAAUAAAAAACACAUACGUACA
Messenger RNA from Bacillus rossius redtenbacheri, 3957 nucleotides. Its product is annotated as TAR DNA-binding protein 43-like. Bases 128 to 1480 code for a protein of 450 amino acids. Gene Ontology annotation, biological process: regulation of gene expression. Lineage: Eukaryota; Metazoa; Arthropoda; Insecta; Phasmatodea; Bacillidae. The transcript is spliced from 4 exons. Gene Ontology annotation, molecular function: RNA binding. The record is from RefSeq and is a predicted model, not a curated record. Gene Ontology annotation, cellular component: chromatin; nucleoplasm.